Cynocephalus volans (Philippine flying lemur) is the source of this 1988-nucleotide messenger RNA. It is a transcript of the gene CRTAC1, whose product is annotated as cartilage acidic protein 1. Gene Ontology annotation, molecular function: calcium ion binding. NCBI's taxonomy places the organism in Eukaryota, Metazoa, Chordata, Mammalia, Dermoptera, Cynocephalidae. The record is from RefSeq and is a predicted model, not a curated record. The coding region runs from base 75 to 1916 and encodes 613 amino acids. The transcript has 15 exons. Gene Ontology annotation, biological process: axonal fasciculation.
GCGGCGGCGGCAGAGGCGGCAGCGAGCGCCCGCGCUCCGACGCCCCCAGGCGGUGGGGCUGAGAGAGCCGAAGGAUGGCUCCGAGCGCUGACCCCGGCGUGUUCAGAAUGUUACUGUUCUUGUUGCUGCUGUGGUUUCUACCCCCCACUGAGGGGUCCCAGAGGGCUGAACCCAUGUUCACUGCAGUCACCAACUCGGUUCUGCCCCCUGACUAUGACAGCAACCCCACCCAGCUCAACUAUGGUGUGGCAGUUACUGAUGUGGACCACGAUGGGGACUUUGAGAUCGUUGUGGCAGGGUACAACGGCCCCAACCUGGUUCUGAAGUACGACCAGGCCCAGAAGCGGCUGGUGAACAUCGCGGUGGACGAGCGCAGCUCACCCUACUAUGCACUGCGGGACCGGCAGGGGAACGCCAUCGGCGUCACAGCCUGCGACAUCGACGGGGAUGGCCGGGAGGAGAUCUACUUCCUCAACACCAACAAUGCCUUCUCGGGGGUGGCCACAUACACGGACAAGUUGUUCAAGUUCCGCAAUAACCGGUGGGAAGACGUCCUGAGUGACGAGGUCAACGUGGCCCGCGGCGUGGCCAGCCUCUUUGCCGGACGCUCUGUGGCCUGUGUGGACAGGAAGGGCUCUGGACGCUACUCCAUCUACAUCGCCAAUUAUGCCUAUGGCAAUGUGGGCCCUGAUGCCCUCAUUGAAAUGGACCCCGAGGCCAGCGACCUCUCCCAGGGCAUUCUGGCACUCAGAGAUGUGGCUGCUGAAGCUGGGGUCAGCAAAUAUACAGGGGGCCGGGGUGUCAGCGUGGGCCCCAUCCUCAGCAGUAGUGCCUCGGAUAUCUUCUGCGACAACGAGAACGGGCCCAACUUCCUCUUCCACAACCGGGGUGACGGCACCUUCGUGGAUAUCGCGGCCAGUGCUGGUGUGGACGACCCACACCAGCACGGGCGAGGUGUCGCCCUGGCCGAUUUCAACCGUGAUGGCAAAGUGGACAUCGUCUACGGCAACUGGAACGGCCCCCACCGCCUCUAUCUGCAGAUGAGCGCCCAUGGAAAGGUCCGCUUUCGGGACAUCGCUUCACCCAAGUUCUCCAUGCCCUCCCCUGUCCGCACGGUCCUUGCUGCUGACUUUGACAAUGACCAGGAGCUGGAGAUCUUCUUCAACAACAUUGCCUACCGCAGCUCCUCAGCCAACCGCCUCUUCCGCGUCAUCCGCAGGGAGCACGGAGACCCCCUCAUCGAGGAGCUCAACCCUGGUGAUGCCUUGGAGCCUGAGGGCCGGGGCACAGGGGGCGUGGUGACUGACUUCGAUGGAGAUGGGAUGCUGGACCUCAUCUUGUCCCAUGGAGAGUCUAUGGCUCAGCCGCUGUCUGUCUUCCGGGGGAAUCAGGGCUUCAGCAACAACUGGCUGAGAGUGGUGCCUCGCACCCGAUUUGGGGCCUUUGCCCGGGGGGCUAAGGUCGUGCUCUACACCAAGAAGAGCGGGGCCCACCUGAGGAUCAUCGACGGGGGCUCGGGCUACCUGUGCGAGAUGGAGCCUGUGGCACACUUCGGCCUGGGGAAGGAUGAAGCCAGCAGCGUGGAGGUGACGUGGCCAGAUGGCAAGAUGGUGAGCCGCAGCGUGGCCAGUGGGGAAAUGAACUCGGUACUGGAGAUCCCCUACCCCCAGGAUGAGGAGAAACUUCAAGAUCCAGCCCCACUGGAGUGCGGCCAAGGAUUCUCCCAGCAGGAAAAUGGCCAUUGCAUGGACACCAAUGAGUGCAUCCAGUUCCCAUUCGUGUGCCCUCGAGAAAAGCCCGUAUGUGUCAAUACCUAUGGAAGCUACAGGUGCCGGACCAACAAGAGGUGCAGUCGGGGCUACGAGCCCAACGAGGAUGGAACUGCCUGUGUGGAAACCAACGGAGCCAUGGACUGAAGAUGAUGGAACCACAAAAAAGCACCUGAGUCCCUGAAUCACUACCUGAAGGAGAUCUACCUGCUGAUCAGG